AUGGAGGCCCAUAUAAGAAAUCGACGUAUGCAUCCCACCCACAGCCGCAAAGUUGAGGAGCCGCCUACGAAAAGCAACGACGAUGACAAGCUGCACAAGCCGGUGAAACCCAUGACUUUCGCCCAAAAUGCGCCACCUCCGGCAUUUGGAAGCACGCAGGGCCCGCCGACUGAUGCAUCGUACAAUCCUGGCUCUUCGACCGUUGCUGCACCGCAGGAUCAGCGCCCGCGCCAUACGUUAUCGCAAAGUGUGCCACACAAUCUGCCAAGCCUGAACAUUUUCAACCAGUCGGAGCAGGCCGAAGCUGCGCAGAGGCAACGUGAUCUCCACGGUUACCUAAACGGCGAUGUUGAGCGUUACUCCAUCCGGGAUUCGGACGAUGGCGGUGCUCAGUCCAACUCGACGAUGUCCAUAGGCAGCCAUGGUAGCGAUGCUAAAGUGGAACCGUUCUACGCGGCAUCGGUGCCUAACCCAUACCACAGUUCAUCCGUCCAACCGCCGUGGAGCACAAUGGGUAUGUUUGCAUUGUUUAGUGUUCACGGUGUAACAGAACCGAGUGAAUCAGGAGUGAAACCGGAAAUAUCAGGGCAGAUGGAUGGAAACAGGGGCACAACGCAACACGCGCCUCAGUUCCCUACGGGGCAGUUCUUCGGUUGGCAGGGUAACUUUACGGAGCAAAUGAAGCAGCUUGGUGGUUUCUAUAUGGCAAACGCUCAGGAAACUGAUGAAAUAGAAGAUCCACCGCUGCUGGAGGAACUUGGUAUCGAUUUGGAGGAUAUUAUGAGACACAUCAACUGCGUAUUGUUGUUUAAGAGCUGUGGAAACGGUGAACUGCAAUACGGCGACUUCACGGGUCCUUUGAUGAUUUUGCUGCUAUUCGGAUUGUCGAUGUUGGUCUCCUGCAACCUAAAUUUCAGCCUCGUGUACGCCAUCGAGGUGCUCGGGACGGGGUGCAUGUACCUGCUGUUUAACAUGCUCAGCCAAGACGUUUACGUUGACAUGGCAAAGACGGCAAUCAUUCUGGGGUACUCGCUGCUUCCCAUCUGCCUCGCGCCGAUCAUUUGGAUCUUCUCGCGAUUUGCGAAGCCCGUUGCCGUUAUCCUCGUCUACCUAUGCGUGGCGUGGAGCACGUCCACCGCUUCACGCCUGUUUACGGAGGAGCUGAACAUGGGUAGCCGGAAAUUCCUGGUCAUCUACCCGACAAUGAUAUACUAUCUGUUCUUUGCCCACGUUGCAAUGAACUAG
Messenger RNA from Babesia ovata, 1245 nucleotides. RefSeq names its product yipf5, putative. The record is from RefSeq and is a predicted model, not a curated record. NCBI's taxonomy places the organism in Eukaryota, Apicomplexa, Aconoidasida, Piroplasmida, Babesiidae. Bases 1 to 1245 code for a protein of 414 amino acids. Gene Ontology annotation, cellular component: trans-Golgi network. Gene Ontology annotation, biological process: endoplasmic reticulum to Golgi vesicle-mediated transport; vesicle fusion with Golgi apparatus. The transcript has 4 exons.